AAACGAGGUUUGUCAACUUCCUGUUUGAAGAGAGGACCUUUCCAAUGGCAGCCUCUGCAAUCCCCAGCGCUCCAAAUGAAGAAAGGGCUAUCAUAGUAAGAGGGUUAGAUAAAGGAUAUGGCCGCGGGAAAAAUCGUAUUGAUGUCCUGAGAAAUUUAAAUACAACUGUCAAUAAAGGAGCCAUUUAUGGUCUUCUUGGACCAAGUGGAUGCGGGAAAACGACACUUCUGAGGUGCAUUUUGGGAAGACUGAAAAUUGAUGGCGGUGAGGUUAUCACACUUGGAAAACAUCCCGGAAGCCGUGGUCAUGGCGUACCAGGAAAAAUGGUUGGCUAUAUGCCCCAGGAAACCGCACUAUGGAACGAAUUUACAAUUGGCGAAACAUUGAGUUACUUUGGUCGCUUAUAC
Molecule: messenger RNA, 407 nt
Organism: Owenia fusiformis
Lineage: Eukaryota; Metazoa; Annelida; Polychaeta; Sabellida; Oweniidae
Source: the annotation of a GenBank genome assembly